Molecule: messenger RNA, 3809 nt
Organism: Rattus norvegicus (Norway rat)
Lineage: Eukaryota; Metazoa; Chordata; Mammalia; Rodentia; Muridae
Gene: Lrrc19
Product: leucine rich repeat containing 19
Exons: 5
Coding region: 118-1197 (359 amino acids)
Biological process (GO): regulation of cytokine production; positive regulation of non-canonical NF-kappaB signal transduction; regulation of inflammatory response
Cellular component (GO): membrane; plasma membrane
Molecular function (GO): signaling receptor activity
Source: RefSeq, marked validated
AAAACUGUGGAAUGCAACCAUCUGACACAGGCUUUUCUAAUGGUGUAGGAGAAGCAGAGUAAACUCCUCGAACACACCUGUCUCAGACAGAAAAAGGAGAAAGUAAAGGCCUUUGAUAUGAAAGUCACACGCUUCAUGUUUUGGCUUUUCUCCAUGCUACUAUCCGACAAAAGCCAGGCUUCUGAAACUGAAGUCAAAUGUAAUUUCACCAGAAAGAAUUAUGCUUUGAUUCCAGAGGGCAUCAGUAGCAAUGUUACCAUCCUUGAUCUCAGUUAUAACCAAAUUACUCUGAAUGCUUCAGACACCAGGACGCUACAGAUGUACUCUUUACUCACCGAGCUUUACUUGAUGGAGAACAACAUCACGGCCUUAUAUAACAAUACGUUCAGUAAUCUCCUCAACCUAGAAAUUUUAAAUAUCUGUGGAAAUUCAAUCAGUGUAAUUCAACAGGGUUCAUUUGUUGGUUUAAAUGAGCUAAAACAAUUAUUUCUUUGCCAAAACAAAAUAUUACAACUAACUCCUGAUACACUUGUGCCUCUAAACAACCUGAAAGUUCUGGAUCUUCGAGGCAAUCUGAUAAGCCUCUUCCAUGCACCACGGCUAUCUCAUCUGGAGUUGCUAACUCUGGACGGAAAUCCAUGGAACUGUACCUGUGGUCUACUUGACUUGCAGAACUGGCUAAACACGUCUAAUGUGACAUUAGAAAACGAGAGCAUCACCACGUGUAACUACCCAGAUGACCUAAAGCACUACAGCAUUAAGUCGGCACCCUUUACAACUGAAUGCCACUCUAAAUUUAUUUCUACUAUAGCUGAAGACCUUUAUAUUGAUUUUAAUAGAUCUUUAAAGAACUUAACGUGGAACUCAGAGCAUGAGCCUCUGGGGAAAAGCUGGGCUUUCCUGGUCGGCGUUGUCGCCACUGUCCUGCUAACCUCACUGCUCAUCUUCAUUGCUAUCAAGUGUCCAAUAUGGUACAAUAUUCUGCUGAGUUACAACCAUCAUCGCCUAGAAGAGCACGAAGCAGAAACCUAUGACCAAGGCCUUACAAGAAACCCAAGUUCUCUUUCACAGAUAACAGAUACCAACUCUGAAGACAACACAGUAAUAUUUGAACAGUUGCAUUCAUUUGUGGUAGACGAUGAUGGGUUUAUUGAAGACAGAUACAUAGAUAUCAAUGAGGUACAUGAAGAAAAGUAAUUUUAUCAUGUUGAAAUUUUGAAAAUAGCUUAGACAAAAAGAUUUUUAUUUGGCCAACAAAACUAUAACCAGUAGACCUUCAUAUUAAUUAGUACUUUAUAUAAAUAUCAGUUACUAUUUUUUACUGUAUUGCACAAAAAAGUCCAAAUCCAAUAACUCAUAUACUAGUUAGCUAAAAGUUUAAUAAUUUACCUAUACUACCAGCAAUUACUAGUGUCAGCAGUGUUCAGGAAACUACAGACUGAUAAAAACAAGGCCAAAGGACAAUUAUCAACUAAAAUGAACAAAUUCUGGUAUUAACAAAUACACUUGCUGAGAUGCCUUAAAUUAUACUGAAAUUUUAAUCAAUAAAAAAAUAUAAAUUUAAAAAUGAGGAACGGGAGCUUUAACUAUAUAAUUUGGUGUUAUGUUCACAAAUGAAUUCACAGAAUGAGAAUAUUUUCUAAUGCUGUCUGAACUUAAAAAACAAAAUUUCCGGGGUUGGGGAUUUAGCUCAGUGGUAGAGCGCUUGCCUAGGAAGCGCAAGGCCCUGGGUUUGGUCCCCAGCUCCGAAAAAAAGAACCAAAAAAAAAAAAUUUCCUUAAAAUUUUGUAGUAAUUUUAAAGCACAGGGGCAAUAAUUUGGAAUAACCCCUUACUAAUCACUACUGUCUGUAUUUGACAAUAAUUGUUAAGAAGAGUUCCACAUAUAAUUGCCAUACUUAAUAUUAUAAUGGCUCCUAAACUAGGCAUCAUAACUAAUUAUGAAUUUUCUUUAAAAGAAGAAAACAGUUCUCUACUUCUUUUGGGAGAUUAUUUCUAAAACAAUUCUGAGCUAGAACUGAGAAUAUUUAAGUGCUCCCAAUACAUCUCUGUUUCAAUAAACAGAGCAAUGUUUCCCAAAUUGUUUUCUAGGACACUGAUUUUCUGCAAUAACACUGACAAGCAUUUAUAGAGAAAGGAAAAGGUACCUGGUCAAAUUACUAAAAGAAUUUAAAUCUAAACAUGAUGAAAGAUUUUUUUUUCCUUUAGUACUUAUAUAGAUUUUACUAAGUUCAGGUGUUCUCUGAUAACUCAGGAGUACAGUACUGAGUUUUUGAAGCGCAUCUGCAUAGCAUGUGCAAAUCCCUAAGUCCCUGGGUUUCCUCCCCCCCACCCUUCUUCCCUCCCUGUGUGUCUGUGAGUGUGUGUGUGUGAUAUAUACACACACACUCACAUACACAGACACACACAGAAAUGUCAAAAUUUAUUUAAUAAACCCUUUCUUGAAAGAAUAACUAAUAGUUUACAGCAUAUUAAUAGAUCAAAAGACACAUUCUGGAAAAAAAAUCCCUAACAUAGGAAGGGUCUAUCUAAAGUGAGAUGUUUACCAAUUCUCUUAUAGUAGCUGAGCUACAAAUAUGAUUUGAACAACUUAACAGUUUAGAGUAGAAUUAAAAAUCAGCAAAAUCUGUAUUUUACCAUUCUAUAUGUGGAAAAACUAAGUGUAUUUAUUUGCAUCUUUUAGAGAUAAAGCGAUCUGUAAAACAGUGAACUAUACUUAUGAAGUAGUGUAACACACUUCUGUGAUUUUCUUUGUCUGCAUACAUGGGAAGGGAGAGUGGCCAGAGCUGAAGAUCGAACAGCUAGAAAUGUGAUGACACAACAAUCAUGUGAUGAUACAUGAGUAUACAAUGCUCUGAUGUCCAGUUUCCCUUCAAUAAAGAUAUUCAAAACAAUGUACAUGAUACCUUCUUUUAAAAAAGACUAAUAAUGAAGAUCUAUCCAUAAUCUGCAAAUAAUACUCAUCAAUGACAAUGUAUAAAGCCUACUGAUCGAUUACUCCUUUCAUUAAAGUGGAACUAAAGGUCAUAAUUCAAUCUAGUUAAAAGCCUGGGUUAAAAUUCUAAGUGGCAGAUAUAAAAACAUAAUUCAUCUUAGAGUUUAAGUCUUUAGAAGCAGAAAUCAUAUUUAUAGAACUGGGUAGUCCUUUCCUUUGUAUAAAAUUUAGCUCCUUGGGAGUAAAUAAGACAGCAUAUAUUUGACAAUUAGAUAAAUUUUCUAUUAAGAUGUUAUGGUAGAUUAAGAAAAGAUGAUACAUUUUCUAUUACAAAUAUAUACUUUAAAUGAGAGUUCAGUAAGAUGCCAGCUGUGGUUCCUGCCUGUGGUUCCAGCACUUGGGAGGCUGAGGCAGAAGGAUCCUUGUGAGUCUGAGAUAGCCUACACUACAGAGGACGAUACCGACUCAUGAGAAUCCAACAAUUAAGGGCUGGAGAGAUGGCUCAGGGGUUGGGAGCACUGGGUGCUCUUCCGGAUGCCCACAUGGCAGCUCACAGGUCUCUGUGGCUCAGUGCCAGGGGCUCCAAUGCCCUUGCACAGACAUAGACACAGGCAGAACGCCAGUGCACAUGAAAUAAAAAUAAAUAAAAGUUUAAUCAACAAUUAACAAAAAAGCAAAAUAAGAGAAAAAGUUAAAAUUUUAUAAGGAAACGAUUCACAAGUUAAACCAUCUACCAAAACUCGUUUAUACAUGUGAACUUACGCUUGUCUUUCGGUAAAUAUGACAUCCAUACUUUGUGUUUCUCGAUCAUUUUGAGCUUUAAGCUGUAUAAACAAUUAACACAGACAUUAUUCAUUAGAAAAAUGGUAACCACC